AUGAGUGUUCGUGAAACAGGUGUUGCUAUGGUGACAUCAGUCAGAAUGGCUCCUCCUCUUCUGAUGGUUCUCCUCAUGAUUCAUGGGGUUUCUAGUGCUGAUUGGGGUGUGAGUUACAGUCCUUCACACAUCUGUGCACUAAAGGACUCAUCAGUGAUAAUGAGCUGCACUUAUACAUACCCUACUGGACAUCAGAUCGAGAAAGUGUUCUGGACCAAAACACUGGUAAAACAUAAUGUAGAGCCUCCAGAUCUGUCUGAGGACCCUGAAUUCAGUCAGAGGCUUCAGUAUCUGGGAGAUAAACAGCAGAUAUGCUCCAUCAGACUGAGUCAUGUGACACUGAAGGAUUCACACAUGUACUAUUUCAGAUUCAUCACUGAUAAAGACAGAUGGAUUGGUGAUCCAGGAGUGACUCUUACUGUCACAGAUCUUCAGGUGGAGUCUCCUGAGAGAGUGACAGAGGGAGAUUCAGUCCGUCUGACAUGUAAAAGCAGCUGCACUCUGACUGACAGAGCAACAUUCAUCUGGUACAGAAACUCACAGCCAUUAACUGAGAGAAGAGACAGAAACAAUGAACUCCUGCUGCAGUCAGUCAGAAGAGAGGAUGCAGGCAGAUAUAGCUGUGCUGUACACGGACACAAUCACAUCUCUCCUGCUGUUCAGCUCAAUGUCACGUACCCUCCCAGGAAUGUCUCUGUGUCCAUCAUUCAGUCUGGUCAGAUUUGGACAGGUUAUUCAGUGACUCUGAUCUGCAGCAGUGAUUCAAACCCUCCUGCUCUGAACUUCAGCUGGUUUAAGGAGAAUGAAAGCUCAGCUGUUGGAUCUGGACAGAGUUUCAGUGCACUACAGAGUGGACGCUUCUACUGUCAGGCUCACAAUCAACAUGGAUCUCAGAGAUCAGACGCUGUAACUGUGAAUGUUAAAGGUAGAGCAGCUCAUAUACUUUACUCUUUCUAAAGUGAAGAAAAUGAA
This is a messenger RNA of Megalobrama amblycephala (Wuchang bream), 972 nucleotides long. Its product is annotated as B-cell receptor CD22-like. The record is from RefSeq and is a predicted model, not a curated record. NCBI's taxonomy places the organism in Eukaryota, Metazoa, Chordata, Actinopteri, Cypriniformes, Xenocyprididae. The transcript has 5 exons. The coding region runs from base 1 to 957 and encodes 318 amino acids.